CCGAUGGACCUAAAUGCGAACAUAACCAUUAAGUGGGAUGUCAUGGAAUUUCAUGAUGACGUUUACACAGCCUUGGUGACCAUCUACAACAACCAGCUGUACCGACAUGUGGAACGGCCUGGAUGGAAGCUUGGCUGGGCCUGGGAAAAGGACCAGGUGAUAUGGAAUAUGUGGGGCGCAGAGGCCACAGAGCAAGGAAACUGCUCCAAGUUCAAAGGAGACAUUCCUCAUUGCUGCGAGAAGGAGCCGGUCAUCAUCGACCUAUUGCCAGACACGCCGUAUAACCAACAGGAGAAGAACUGCAGCAAGGGAGGAGUGCUGUCGUCCAUGACCCAAGACCCAACCAACUCAGCUGCGUCUUUCAGACUCGUUGUGGGGAAUGCCAUCUCCAACGGCGGUUCACUCAGCAUGCCCACUAAUUUCAGUCUGGGCGUUCCAGGGUAUACAUGUGGGCCUCCUGUCAGUGUCCGGCCCACAAAAUUUCCUGAAGACAAAGGCCGCAGAUGGAGUCAGGCUAUUUCGACGUGGAACAUUACAUGUGCCUACUCGCAAUUCAGGGCGGUGAUGGGCCCUACAUGCUGCGUCUCGCUAUCGUCCUUCUACAAUAGCACAAUCAUCCCGUGCCCGCGAUGCAGUUGCUCCUGCCAGGGGUCCAUGUCCACCACAAAAUGUGUCAUGCCCAAUGAGUCGCCGUCGCUGUUACGGAUGCCGCAAGAUGAGAACGAUGCUAUUGCGCCUGUAGUGACGUGCACACGGCACAUGUGCCCCAUCAGAGUGCAUUGGCACGUGAAGUUGAGUUACAAGGAGUAUUGGAGGGUGAAGGUAACGGUCACAAACUUCAACCACGUGAAAAACUACAGCGAGUGGAACCUCGUGGUGCAACACCCCAACUUGAAGAGUGUGACCCAGGUCUUCAGCUUCAACUACAAGCCUCUGCACCAGUAUGGCCCAGUCAAUGAUACUGGAAUGUUUUGGGGGAUCGAUCACUACAAUAACAUGCUACUGCAGUCGGGGGAGCUGGGAAAUGUCCAGACGGAAAUAUUGCUGAGAAAGGAUCCAGGCCUAUUCACAUUCAAUGAAGGAUGGGCAUUUCCAAGGAAAAUUUCCUUCAGUGGGGAUGAAUGUGUAAUGCCUCCACCAGAUGCAUAUCCAAGUCUUCCUAAUGCCAGCCCUUCACAUUUUCUAUCAAUAUCUUCUCCCUCAAUUGGGUUUUCUCUCUUGUUCUUAUUUCUCAUUUUGGUUUCUUAGAUAGAUGAAGAAAUCUUCCUUUCUCUUCCCUUUUCGUUUGGGGUUGGUUGAUUUGUACAAACCUCAUGUUGUUAUAUAUCAAAAACCAUGUGUUUUAUGCAUGGAAAGAUAGAUGAGAAAAAUACCAGCAUGCAAUUGUUGUAGGCAAAUUUGCAGAAUCGCUGGUCGUAGUUGACAAUGUCUGUUCAUCAUCGUUUUAAAAUUUACAAUGCAUACUUAUUCAUUGGAAUUCA
Molecule: messenger RNA, 1481 nt
Organism: Magnolia sinica
Lineage: Eukaryota; Viridiplantae; Streptophyta; Magnoliopsida; Magnoliales; Magnoliaceae
Product: COBRA-like protein 1
Exons: 5
Coding region: 4-1248 (414 amino acids)
Biological process (GO): cellulose microfibril organization; plant-type cell wall cellulose biosynthetic process
Cellular component (GO): plasma membrane
Molecular function (GO): carbohydrate binding
Source: RefSeq, a predicted model, not a curated record